Messenger RNA from Coccomyxa subellipsoidea C-169, 1421 nucleotides. RefSeq names its product malate dehydrogenase. Gene Ontology annotation, cellular component: mitochondrion; cytoplasm. Gene Ontology annotation, biological process: malate metabolic process; tricarboxylic acid cycle. Gene Ontology annotation, molecular function: L-malate dehydrogenase (NAD+) activity. NCBI's taxonomy places the organism in Eukaryota, Viridiplantae, Chlorophyta, Trebouxiophyceae, Coccomyxaceae. Bases 13 to 1035 code for a protein of 340 amino acids. The transcript is spliced from 8 exons. The record is from RefSeq and is a predicted model, not a curated record.
GUCUGCAGCAUCAUGAGGUCUCUAUUGCGCGUAACCCAGAAUGUGCUGCGCGCCAGUGAGCGCGCCUACACCAACGCAGCAAAUCCUGACAGGAAGGUGGCUAUUCUUGGCGCUGCUGGUGGGAUCGGGCAACCUUUGAGUCUGCUCAUGAAGAUGAACCCCUACGUCAGCGAUCUGGCCCUGUACGAUAUCCAGGGAACUCCUGGUGUGGCAGCGGACAUUAGUCACAUCAACUCCAAAGCAAAGACAAAGGGCUAUGCUGGCGCGGAGCAGCUUGGGGAAGCGUUGAAGGGCGCUGAUGUCGUCAUCAUCCCUGCCGGUGUCCCAAGAAAGCCCGGCAUGACUCGUGAUGACCUGUUCAAGACCAAUGCAGGCAUCGUGAAGGAUCUGAUCACCGCUGUUGCCCAGCACGCUCCCACGGCCAUCCUGAACAUCAUUUCCAACCCGGUCAACUCCACAGUCCCCAUCGCUGCUGAGGUGCUCAAGGCAGCGGGUGUCUACGACCCCAGGAGGCUCUUCGGCGUCACCACCCUUGACGUUGUGCGUGCGCGCACCUUCUACGCGGAGAAGAAGGGCCUGCCGGUGGCUGACGUGGAGGUGCCGGUGGUGGGCGGCCACGCGGGCGUGACCAUUCUGCCGUUUUUCAGCCAGGCCACGCCCUUCCAGGACCUGGCCCAGGAGGAGCUGGUGGCCCUCACCAAACGCACCCAGGACGGCGGCACCGAGGUCGUGCAGGCCAAGGCCGGCAAGGGGUCAGCCACUCUGUCCAUGGCAUACGCUGGCGCGCUGUUUGCUGACGCGUGCUUGCGCGGCCUGAACGGCGAGUCGGACGUUGAGGAGUACACCUUCGUCGAGUCCAACAUCGUCCCGGAGCUCACCUUCUUCUCCUCCAAGGUCAAGCUGGGUCCCAACGGUAUCGAGAAGGUGAUGGGUUUGGGAGAGCUGACAGAGUUUGAGGAGGCUGGCCUCAAGGACGCCAUCCCCGAGCUCAAGGCAUCCAUUGCCAAGGGCGUCGAGUUUGCCCACAGCAACUAGAACGGCCUCAGCAGUUCUAGCUUCUGCAUCAAAGCUGCACAGGACGUAAAUUUUGAAUUGUAAUUGGGUCCGGGUUUGGGGUGUGUUCAGCAUAAAGUACAGCUUAGGGUCGGCAGGGAGGCUCAUGGUGAGCCACUGCUAUAAGGUUAGGGAUGUGCAUAGGAAGCCCUGAAUCGGGCUAUUAUGCACAGGUCACUCUGUGAAGGUGGUCAACCAGUGUCUUUAGGUGUUGUGUGAACAUGCAUCCUAAGUGCAACUCAUGACUUGAACUGGACGCCUGGCAAAAGCAGUAGUGCUUCUUGAGCAUUGAACAAAUACAUCUUUAAUUUGUUGCCAUAAGUGCCCAAUCACCAUGGAUCAGCAGCUCAUUCAAUGAAUAACCUGCC